CUACUUCCUCAUUGCUAAUAGUUCAAACACUUGGAAACACAUUUUUGAGAAAUAUUCACGAUGGCUGGUAAAUUAAACGCCUUGACCAGUGAUUCAUAUAUCGACGUAAGCCAAUACAGAGACCAGCAUUUUAAGGGUAAUCGUUAUGAGCAAGAAAAGCUGUUGAAACAGAGCCACACUUUAUAUGUGGGAAACCUUUCCUUUUACACCACUGAGGAGCAGGUACAUGAGCUGUUUUCUAAAAGUGGAGAUGUGAAGCGCAUCAUCAUUGGUCUGGACAAGAUCAAGAAGACGGCCUGUGGAUUCUGUUUUGUAGAAUACUACACACGUGCAGAUGCAGAACACGCCAUGCGCUUCAUUAAUGGCACACGACUCGAUGACAGGAUCAUCAGGACAGACUGGGAUGCCGGGUUUAAAGAGGGUCGGCAGUACGGCCGCGGCAAGUCUGGAGGACAGGUGAGAGAUGAGUAUCGGCAGGACUACGACCCCGCCAGAGGUGGAUACGGGAAACUGGCUCAGCAGCAUCGAGUUACAGAAGGACGCAAUAGUUUUUAGACUGAAGCCCACGACAGCCUACCUGGACCCAACUUAGACUCAACUCCAUCAUUUAUUUCAGCUGGUUAUUCGUCCUAAUGGAACAUACGGACUGUCAGACUCUGUCUCCUGUUUCUCCCAGAGGCUCUUUUCUCUUCUGGCUCUGUGACUGUGUUAUUCUACCAUCAGGCUGCAGUGGAGGCUCAGGCAAAUCCCCAAUGUCCAUGUGUGAUAUUUAAAACUGUUUUCAUCAUCCUGUGGUUAGUAAUAAUCAGAAAUUCCCCCACAGGCAGGAGAGGCUGAUGGAAACAUCUGUGAUGUCAGGACUAGUCGUCUGUCAAACGCUCUUCUUUUUAAAGAAAAGGAAGGAAAUGUGACGUCAUCUUAAUGAUUUCCAUGAAUGAAAUCCUGUGCAUCAAAUGUGUAUACUUUUUCUUUUUUAAAUAAAUGUUUUUUUAAAAACA
Messenger RNA from Sphaeramia orbicularis (orbiculate cardinalfish), 998 nucleotides. It is a transcript of the gene ncbp2, whose product is annotated as nuclear cap binding protein subunit 2. Gene Ontology annotation, cellular component: nuclear cap binding complex. Bases 61 to 555 code for a protein of 164 amino acids. The transcript is spliced from 5 exons. Gene Ontology annotation, biological process: mRNA cis splicing, via spliceosome. The record is from RefSeq and is a predicted model, not a curated record. Gene Ontology annotation, molecular function: RNA cap binding. Lineage: Eukaryota; Metazoa; Chordata; Actinopteri; Kurtiformes; Apogonidae.